CCGAGAGACGCAACACUCCAGCCCUCGACUCUCGCUCGCCACAGGUCCUGCGGUGGUUGCAAACGUUUUCGUUACGUUCCACACCCAUGGCGGCCCGCGUCGGCAUUGUUGUGCUCUGCAGCCUGCUGCUGCUGCUGAUCGUCGGCGCGGCAACGGCGGCCGAAGCUCGCGUCGUGCCGCCAGGCUAUGCUGCCCCGGACAUCGACGUGGCCAGGGCGGCGGGCACCGGCGGUGGCAGACGGGGCGGCAUUCCAAGAGGGAGCAGGUGGAAUGUGCAGAGCGUGCAAGGCGACUCCGCCCGCAAGCGGGAGGUGCCGGGUGGCCCGGACCCCCAGCACCAUGGCUAGACAUAAACAGCAUCACGAUCAGUCCAAUGCGAAUGGUCGAUGCUCUGCCAUGCAUGCAGGCGAGCCUCCAUGUGUGGCUUCCAAUGGCAGGCCAAGCCACAUGCACGAACAUCGAUCACUCGAUCCAUAUAUAUGUUUCCUGCCGCUUCUUUUUUUUUCUUUCUUUCCAGAUACAUCAUGUUGAGUCGGAGAGGUAAGUAUAACCUGCAUCGGUUUCAGCCGGGGCGUUGGAAGGUGUCAUUAUGCUCUUGUGACAUCGUACAAUGCACAUACACAAGAAACCGAGGCUAGAGGUAUACGUACAUGCAUGCAUACUGCUAUAUAUAUAUGGUUGACUUCUCUUUCUCUAUGUAUGAGUUGUAAUAAGCAAGUAAGCGCAGGCUUGUAAUUGCACCAAAGACGGCGCAGCGCCCUUGUAACUUUAUCAUCCGACGAAGGUACUUGUGGAAUGGAGUAGCAUAUUCUCUGUUCUUCUUGCAAUGUUAUUGUACAGUGAUAGUGAAACUAUCGAGAGACAGCUUCAGCAA
Molecule: messenger RNA, 874 nt
Organism: Zea mays
Lineage: Eukaryota; Viridiplantae; Streptophyta; Magnoliopsida; Poales; Poaceae
Exons: 1
Coding region: 87-347 (86 amino acids)
Molecular function (GO): receptor serine/threonine kinase binding
Source: RefSeq, a predicted model, not a curated record